ACUUGGCCGGAAGGCCUGGCAGGGGCUUGGGUACCAGCGGAGAUGGCGGCGGCGGCAGCGGCGGCGGCGAGUCGGGGCGUCGGGGCCAAGCUGGGUCUACGGGAGAUUCGCAUCCACUUAUGCCAGCGCUCGCCUGGCAGCCAGGGCGUCAGGUCGAUCAGCUGCCUCCUGCACACUCCCCACUGGGGAUGCGCCCGCAACCAAGCAUUUGGCCAAGAGAAGAAUGUCUCCUUGAACAACUUUAGUGCUGAUCAGGUAACCAGAGCCCUAGAGAAUGUGCUAAGUGGCAAAGCCUGAAGCCUUCGCUGAGGACUGAGCAACAACUCCACAGCCUGGGCUCUGCUGGACUGAGUACAAUAUGGAAAGAUGUGUUCUGUUGUUUAUAAAGCUUGUGCUGUAA
This is a messenger RNA of Myotis lucifugus (little brown bat), 400 nucleotides long. RefSeq names its product NADH:ubiquinone oxidoreductase subunit A2 (gene NDUFA2). Lineage: Eukaryota; Metazoa; Chordata; Mammalia; Chiroptera; Vespertilionidae. The transcript has 3 exons. The record is from RefSeq and is a predicted model, not a curated record. Bases 43 to 297 code for a protein of 84 amino acids.